GGAGUACAUAGUUUGGAUGUCAGCAGUGGGACAUAUUACCAAAACAAAAUAUCCAUGGGACCAUUGUCUAAUCAAUGACUUGUAAAUUCAGGAGCUGUUAAAUUGAAAACAAGCGCUGGAAGAUGUCAAGUGAGGUGCUUGAGAGCAGCAGUGGGAUGGAGGAGACUGUGCAGAAAGAGAGUAAGGCUGGAAGCCAGAGUCCUCACCGUGGCUCCAUGAGAAGGGCUGUGGCAACCACUGUCACCUUUGAUGGGGAAGCCACUAUGGACCGCAGGAAAAAGAAGAAGAAGGAGUCCCGUCCUGAGUCAAUAAUAGUGUAUCGAUCUGAGAAUGAGAAUAAGGUGGAAGAAGAACAGGCAGAUGAAGAAGGAGGGGAGAGGAACUCUGAGGAAGGCUCCAAGUUCCUGGGUCAGUCUGUGGCAGAUGGUGUCUGGAACAUGCCUUUAGACAGCCGAUAUGUCACCUUGACUGGAACAAUCACCAGGGGAAAGAAGAAGGGUCAGAUGGUGGAUAUCCAUGUCUCAUUAACGGACAAAGAGCUGCAAGAACUGGCUAAGUCAAAGGAACCUCCUAAAGAGGACUUACCUGAGAAGAAGAAAUGUGAUGUUGGGCUGGACAAAGGACCUCACAUUGUCCUCUGGACCAUCAUCUGCCUCCCCAUUAUUUUUGUGGUGUCCUUCGUGGUUUCAUUCUACUAUGGAACCAUUACAUGGUACAACAUCUUCUUAGUGUACAAUGAAGAGAGGACCUUCUGGCACAAAAUCACCUUUUGUCCCUUUUUAAUCAUCUUCUACCCAAUUAUAAUUAUGGUUGUGUCUUUUUCUCUAGGCCUGUACUCAGCCCUUGCCCAGGUAACAUGGUCCUUUGGCUACUGGUGGCAUGCUGUCAGGGAUAUGGAGAAGGGCUUCUGUGGCUGGCUCUGCAGCAAGCUGGGUUUGGAAGAUUGUUCUCCCUAUAGCAUUGUUGAGCUGCUAGAUUCUGACAAUAUCUCAGGUAGUCUCUCUGGCAAGAGCUCUGCACAAGGGGUUGAGACCUCAGCAGUCUGAGCCUUUGCCGUGGUUGACUAUUUUGGUCAUAUGUAGGUGGUUUUCACCUAGAAA
Colius striatus (speckled mousebird) is the source of this 1100-nucleotide messenger RNA. RefSeq names its product transmembrane protein 169 (gene TMEM169). NCBI's taxonomy places the organism in Eukaryota, Metazoa, Chordata, Aves, Coliiformes, Coliidae. The transcript is spliced from 2 exons. The coding region runs from base 123 to 1046 and encodes 307 amino acids. The record is from RefSeq and is a predicted model, not a curated record.